GGGUCGCCUGCCUUGCCCCUCGCCCCCCGGCCGUCCCCCCAGACAUGCCCCGCCGUGGCGGCCCGGCUCGCCGAGGAUCAUGACUGCGGCAGCGAACUGGGUGGCGAACGGGGCCAGCCUGGAGGACUGUCACUCCAACCUCUUCUCGCUGGCCGAACUCACGGGCAUCAAAUGGCGUAGGUACAACUUUGAAGGCCAUGGGGACUGCGGGCCCAUCAUUUCAGCUCCAGCCCAGGAUGAUCCCAUCCUGCUCAGCUUCAUCCGCUGCCUGCAGGCCAACCUGCUGUGCGUGUGGCGCCGGGACGUCAAACCCGACUGCAAGGAGCUCUGGAUAUUCUGGUGGGGGGACGAGCCCAACCUGGUCGACGUCAUCCACCGCGAGCUGCACAGUAAGCCACUCUUUACUUCUCUAUUACCUCCAUUCUUUCCAGUGAAAAAGUUUUUUUUUUUUAAAUGCUUUAACUUGCUACCUUAUGGGAUUUUGUCAUAGUUCAUGUUUUAAGACCUACAGGAAGAUAAAAAUCUGUAAAUUUGACUUUUUUUGCUGCAUGAUAAAACGCAAAGUGAAACUUGUACUCAGGAGACCUGUAGUCAAUAUCAUGACUUGGAUUUUUGUGGAGCCUCUGAAAGUAGAGUAAAUUCUAGUUCCAAGGGGUGAUGAUAAUAAUGAUGAUAAUAACAAUACCUCAGCUCUGACAUAAGGUAGUAGCUGAUGGAAAAAAUCACCUCUCCUGUACAGUCAGGUGAACUCCAUGGCACCCCAGGUAAAUCUGUGAGGUCAGGACUUGCUCCUUGCUCGUGCUGCAGGAUUUGAGCAUGAUCCAAGGCGAGUUGCAGCAAGUGAGUGGAAUAGGAGGCAGGAAGAGGCAGGUAGGCCAGAGGUGACAGUGAUAAUUUGGUGAUUAUAGGCUUUGUGCAACUGGGAUUGUCCUCAGAGUCACCAGAAUGUGGAGCCUUAACAUGAUUAAGUUACUUCUACUGUAUCUGCUGUGAUCCUGUUUGGGUUGACUAUAUCAUCCAGUGUGUAUUGUUUUCUUUUCAGUGGUGUAUUGUUGCUAUGACAAGUCUUAGUUUGCCUGAACUACAAGGUGUUUUAUUAGGCUGAUGAAUUUUACCUCCAUUUUCACCUUGUGUCCUGCAAGAAAACAACUGAAGUUCACCAGUUCUGGAAUAAUAACAGUAGUUAAAAAAAUCCAAGACAAUCAUAAGGAUCAAGUUCCGGUUUCUUGCAAUAAUUUUUUAUCCUUGUGGCCUUUAGACCUUCUGGUGGCUUGGUGAUAAAAUUUGUUUCAAGUACACAGAAUAUUUUGUUUAUCAAGUGUACUUGAGUUGUCCCUUAUCUCCCACCUGUACCCUGCACUGUUUAGUCCUGGGUUAUGGUAUAUUCAUUUAUUUUCAUUCUGUUCUAAGCACAGUUCCAAACUUCCUCCUUUGAUGGCUGCCAGAUUGUUUAUUUGGCACCAGAGCCUGUAAAAUCACAGAUAUGGAGGCCUGAGUACCUUGGGGUGUGUUCCACACAGGUAGCCCUGUGAUCAUGUAUAAUUAAAGAGAUGGCUCACAAGUGCUGUGCUGAGCCAUUCCACUGACAUUCAUUUUUUAUGAGGCACCUGUUUUGAAUGAGGGAAUGGGUAAUAUUUCUACUUACCCAGCAAAGCUUUAAUAAUAUAUGCUUUUCUCGUAGUGAAAUAUAGUUUAUUAAAUAUUUCAAAUGCAGUAGAUGGGACUUAAGUGUCUUUUUAUUUGAGGAGAGUUGCAGGUGAUGCUUCAGUUUCUGUAAAUUGAUGGAGCUUGUUUAUAUCUGACAUCUUGGUUACAACAACGUGAUACUGCUUCCAGUGGCGGUGGUCUGGAAAUCCACUGCAGUGUCUGGACAGCUGAACCUGCUUCUGCUGGGUGCACUGUGGGGCAGAAUAAAGCAAAGCAGCACUGUCACACAUUGUCUGCCUGGUUCAAAAUUGUCUGGAAUCACAGAAUUAUUUAGUUCAGAAAAGACUUCCAAGGUCAUUGAGUCCACUCUGUGUCUGAUCCUCCAGCUGGAGC
Messenger RNA from Zonotrichia albicollis (white-throated sparrow), 2040 nucleotides. Lineage: Eukaryota; Metazoa; Chordata; Aves; Passeriformes; Passerellidae. The record is from RefSeq and is a predicted model, not a curated record.